This is a messenger RNA of Bicyclus anynana (squinting bush brown), 1593 nucleotides long. RefSeq names its product cytochrome c oxidase subunit 1-like. Gene Ontology annotation, biological process: mitochondrial electron transport, cytochrome c to oxygen; electron transport coupled proton transport. Gene Ontology annotation, molecular function: heme binding; cytochrome-c oxidase activity. The transcript has a single exon. Gene Ontology annotation, cellular component: membrane. The record is from RefSeq and is a predicted model, not a curated record. NCBI's taxonomy places the organism in Eukaryota, Metazoa, Arthropoda, Insecta, Lepidoptera, Nymphalidae.
AUGGGGUUACAGUCCACCGCUUUAAACUCAGCCAUCCUAUCUGUGGCCAUCACACGUUGAUUUUUCUCUACCAACCAUAAAGACAUCGGCACUCUCUACUUAAUCUUCGGCGCCUGAGCCGGGAUAGUGGGUACCGCCCUUAGCCUGCUCAUUCGAGCAGAACUUAGCCAGCCUGGCGCUUUACUGGGGGACGACCAAAUUUAUAAUGUAAUUGUUACCGCUCACGCCUUCGUAAUAAUUUUCUUUAUGGUUAUACCCAUCAUAAUCGGAGGCUUCGGAAACUGACUUAUCCCCCUCAUGAUCGGGGCCCCCGAUAUGGCUUUCCCACGAAUAAACAACAUAAGCUUCUGACUCCUUCCUCCCUCCUUCCUCCUCUUGCUAGCCUCUUCAGGCGUAGAGGCCGGUGCCGGCACCGGGUGAACCGUCUACCCCCCUCUCUCUGGAAACUUAGCCCACGCAGGUGCAUCCGUUGACUUAACUAUUUUUUCCUUACAUUUAGCCGGCAUUUCUUCUAUCUUAGGCGCAAUUAACUUUAUCACAACAAUUAUUAAUAUGAAGCCUCCCGCCAUCUCUCAAUACCAAACACCCCUCUUCGUGUGGGCCGUGUUAAUUACUGCCGUUCUUCUACUUCUUUCGCUUCCUGUACUAGCUGCUGGCAUCACUAUGCUCCUCACGGACCGGAACCUUAACACCACCUUCUUCGACCCCGCCGGCGGGGGAGAUCCAAUCCUUUACCAACACCUCUUCUGAUUCUUUGGGCACCCCGAAGUCUACAUUCUUAUUCUCCCCGGGUUCGGCAUGAUCUCCCACAUUGUAGCAUACUACGCCGGUAAGCAGGAACCUUUCGGCUACAUAGGUAUAGUCUGAGCUAUAAUAGCCAUCGGGCUCCUUGGCUUCAUUGUGUGAGCUCACCACAUAUUCACAGUGGGCAUGGAUGUGGACACACGCGCCUAUUUUACAUCCGCCACAAUAAUCAUCGCCAUCCCCACAGGCGUAAAAGUCUUUAGCUGAUUAGCAACCCUCCAUGGCGGGACAAUCAAAUGGGAGGCCCCCCUUCUCUGAGCCCUCGGAUUUAUUUUCCUAUUUACAGUGGGUGGCCUAACAGGCAUCGUCCUGGCCAACUCGUCCCUGGACAUUGUCCUUCAUGACACUUACUACGUAGUAGCACAUUUCCAUUAUGUACUUUCUAUGGGCGCCGUUUUCGCUAUUGUUGCCGCUUUCGUACACUGGUUCCCCCUAUUCACAGGGUACACUUUACACUCCGUUUGAACAAAAAUUCACUUCAUAGUUAUGUUCAUCGGAGUAAACCUGACCUUCUUCCCCCAACAUUUCUUAGGGCUAGCCGGAAUGCCCCGGCGAUACUCAGACUACCCCGACGCAUACACCCUGUGAAACACCGUGUCCUCCAUUGGGUCCCUAGUUUCUUUGGUCGCCGUCAUCAUAUCCCUAUUUAUUAUUUGAGAAGCAUUCGCUGCUAAACGUGAAGUAUCCUCCGUAGAACUCACCACAACUAAUGUAGAGUGGCUCCACGGCUGCCCCCCACCAUACCACACAUUUGAAGAACCCGCAUUUGUGCAGGUUCAUUGCAACUAA